This is a messenger RNA of Ogataea parapolymorpha DL-1, 1242 nucleotides long. Its product is annotated as Zinc finger protein STP2. Gene Ontology annotation, cellular component: nucleus. Gene Ontology annotation, molecular function: DNA-binding transcription factor activity, RNA polymerase II-specific; RNA polymerase II cis-regulatory region sequence-specific DNA binding. Lineage: Eukaryota; Fungi; Ascomycota; Pichiomycetes; Pichiales; Pichiaceae. The transcript has a single exon. The record is from RefSeq and is a predicted model, not a curated record. Gene Ontology annotation, biological process: regulation of transcription by RNA polymerase II. Bases 1 to 1242 code for a protein of 413 amino acids.
AUGUAUGUACGCUCCAAAAGUCCUGGAAUGGUGGGCUAUAUUGAGGGGUUCAUAACUGCUGUUUUCACUUUGAUUCUGGGCCUUGUCCAGACCGUCAUCCCGCAGAGGAAGAAACCAACGCAACCCUUUUUGGACUCGCCCAUCAACGUCAAGGAGACCCUGUUUCCGCCAUCUUUUCAGCUUUUCAGAAAUCUCACCACCAAAGAUUUGAAGCCAUGCAGCACUACCGACUCGCAAUAUGUCUCUUUCAAAAAUGGUAGUGGUGAAGUUAAAUUCCAGCUGGUGGACAAACACCAACACCAGCUGUCUCCGCUGUCUGAAAAUGACUCGCCUGUCAUGAAAAGCAAAGAGACUGUCGCCAAGACAGACGACUUUAUUGCGCUGUCUCCGGUUUCCUCCGUGAAAUCGUCCAACUCGAACUCAAGCUCUUUGCGCGAGUCUUCUACCUCAGACUCGUCUCCAGAUGCUGAGCAGGGGAACAACGACUCGUCCAAAUUUUACAAAUGCCAAGAGUGCGACGCAAAGUUCAAGAUUAAGGGUUAUUUGACCAGACAUCUCAAGAAACACUCUACCAAGAAGGCGUACACAUGUCCAUUUUACGACGGCAACUCGUCGCAGAGGUGCCACGUUAACGGCGGAUUUUCCCGAAGAGAUACAUUCAAAACACAUUUAAAGGCAAGACAUUUCAAAUACCCCAAGGGUGUGCGUUCUGGUGAUAGAACCGGGGUCAGUGGCUGGUGUAUGGCGUGCGGCGAAGAGUUUUUGAACAACGAAAUCUGGGUCGAGCGGCAUUUGGAGCUGGGGUUGUGUCCUGGUCUAUCGAGCGAAUACCUCGACCGACUCAAGCUAGGAAGAAAGAAGACCGGAAAGCACUCGAAGCUCCUCGACGUGGCUGCGCAGACGAAUACCAAGACGCCUAUAGCGAUGAUCAAUUCUCCGACUUCACUGACCUCUACUCCAUCGCCGCAGAUUAGUGGUCAAUUUACGCAGGGACCUAGAUACAGUGCUGCAACAGCGGUUGCGCUACCGAUGCCGACGUACGGAACGUUCCAGAUUGCUCCUCCUGUGCAAAACAGGUAUGUUGCAUCGCAAUCGCCGCCAUCCGUGGCGGACGACGAUGACGAUUACAUCUCUCUGGACUCGGAGAACUCGCCGUAUGUGUUCCGGUCGCAGCCGCAGCCGAUGUGGACUUCAUCAUACACGCCAAACCACCCUUUCGCUUUUACGGGAUAUGCUAUGUAG